CGAGGGGCAGCCCUCGCAGGCAUCCUCGCGCGGAGUCGAAGCGCUGCGCGCCUCCGGACCGUCCUCUUGGGCGCCGGGCGCGACCACCGGGCGGCGCACGGUUCAACGGGACGAUGGGCUCGAUGGAGGCCAGGGGGGCGGAGCAGCUGGAGGCGGGCAGCCCGCGCCGCGCGGAACCGGCGUCGCGGCUCACGAUGGAGGCCAAAUCGGGGGAGGGCAGCCCGCGCCGCGCGGAGCCGGAAUCGCCGCGGCGGCACUCGCCGCGGCGGCACUCGCCGUGGGGCUUUGCCAAGGCGCUGGGAGUGCGCGACCACGAGGCGCGGUUCGUCCCCUACGAUCCGUGGCUCGGCGCCGCCGUGGGAGCUCGCGGGCCUCGCCGCGCUGAGCGCGCUCGCGUACGGCGCCGCGUGCCUGACGCCGCUGGCGCACGGCGGCCUGCUCGCGCCGCGCGCGGGCCCGGGCUGGGCCAUCUUCUGCGUCUGGCUGUUCGCGUCGGCGACGGGCCGCGCGCUCGCGUGGCUGGGCUGCCGCCGCUCGCGGGCCAGCUCCUGGGCGGCGCGCUCGCGCGGAACUCGCGCGCGUUCCGCGGCGCGGCCCUGACGCACGCGUACAAGGCGACGAUCCGCGCGGCGGGGCUCGGCACGAUCAUGACGCGGUCGGGCCUCGAGCUGGACGUGGGCGCGAUCCGGCGCGCGGGGCGCGUGGCCGCGCGGCUCACGGUGCUGCCCGGCGUGUCGGAGGCGCUGGCCGUCGCCCUUUUCGCCCGGUGGGUCUUCGAGCUGCCGUUCGUGCUCGCGCUGGCGCUCGGGUUCAUCCUGGCCGCGGUCUCGCCGGCCGUCGUCCUCGUCUACGUCUUCGAGCCCGACCGCCUGGAGCUGGUCGACAACGAGCGGUGGCUCCGCGGCGACUGGCGGUCCGUGACGCUCGUCCGGACCCGCGACGACUGGGAGCCGGCGCCGGCACCGCCACGGGCGGCGCGGGUCGCUGCGACCGCCGCGGCGCGCCGAUCCGCGGCGCCCCCGGCAAGUAUGUAA
Molecule: messenger RNA, 1034 nt
Organism: Pelagomonas calceolata
Lineage: Eukaryota; Pelagophyceae; Pelagomonadales; Pelagomonadaceae
Source: the annotation of a GenBank genome assembly